Molecule: messenger RNA, 2019 nt
Organism: Scleropages formosus (Asian bonytongue)
Lineage: Eukaryota; Metazoa; Chordata; Actinopteri; Osteoglossiformes; Osteoglossidae
Exons: 12
Coding region: 1-2019 (672 amino acids)
Source: RefSeq, a predicted model, not a curated record
AUGAUCGCUGCAACCAGCAGGACUCCUGGGACCCCUGAAGCCAUCGAGGGGUUAUCCUGCCAGCCAGGACACUACUGUCCACACGAGAACAGGACCCCGGUGCCGUGUCCCAGGGGGACAUAUGGCUCGUUGACUGGGGCUACAUCAAUGAAGAGCUGUGUAAGCUGCCCUCCCCAUCACUUCGGCCCCAGACCAGGCCUGACUGCUUGCAUUCCCUGUGGGUCCCAGGCUCAGCAGCCCCUACCCGGACAGGACCACUGUGUUUGCCAGGGUGAGGGGCAAAGUUUCCAGCCCAGCGAUGGAGAAUGUGUGUGUGCCCUGGGAUACGCACCCUGGGGGGAGAGCGGAGUGUGUGUGCCAACUGCAUAUAAGAUCUGCAGGGACGGCAAGUCACGUGGGCAGCACGGAGAAUGUCUGAGCGCUGAGGAGUGGAGGAAGCACUGCAGUCAGCAGGUGUGCCUGUCUUCUGAGGACAGCGAGGGCUAUGAUGUCACACUGGGCCUGUGUUUAUGCCGCUCUCUGGCCAGGGUGGAGUCCUGCGGAGGCUGGUGCAGAACUCCACACCCCCGCUCUCCUCCACCGGUGCGGCUGGUUUGUGCGGACGACCUGCGGCUUCUCUACGGCGACGAUGGCCACCGGGUGAGGGUGUCGAGCAGUGUGCUGGGCUCCCUCCUGAAGCCAUGGGAUUCCCAGGGGACCCUGCAGUGCGGUAGGCGAGCUAACUUCUCCCACCAAGUGUUCCUGAUCCAGACAACCGAACUGGGCUUUGUGGGCCAACUAAGUCCUGCCCUAGCAGACCUCCAGAGGUGGUUCCAAGUCAACAAUAAUGGACCACCAAGAGCUUCCUCACUGCCAGAGAGCCAAGGGGUGGAGGACGAACAACUCUGGGCCAGUGAUGCUAUUUCCAGGGAUGAAGCUAGGAAUUCCAGUGGGGUGGGGCUCAUCAAUCCUACUGCCUGCCUCCACCUAGGGGACAUCCUCCUAUUUUUAAUCACAGUGGAGCACUACCCCCAGUAUGACAGAGACAACCUAUACAACACUAAUGCUGGUUUUGACUGGGGUCCCUUCCGAGACCUUGCUGUGGACAUGACUUUCAGAGGAACAUCUCCAUCACUGUUUUUUGUGGUCUUCCAUGAACCAGGAGUGUAUGCUUUCAGACUAAGCAGCAAUCCUCACAAAAGCAUGUUUGUGAAGGUCAUGCCAUCAGGGGGGCAGUGCUAUGAUGCUGGAACAUUCUUCCCCACUGUCCCUCAUUACGUGACUCGCAUGGGCAUCACCAGGAGGCGCCAUCUCUUGCUGCAUCCUGACUGGCUAGUGAUUGGGGGGCUGCUGGCAGGGGGUGUGGUUAUCCUUGGCAUGUGCAUCACUUUGCUGAUCCUAUUCCGGGAUUAUGGCUGGUUGGAGAAGGAGCCCAUCCCUGUGCGGUACCGGCUGCUGCAGCUCAGGUACCCUCUGGAUGACUAUGCCUCCAAGGGAUCCACUGUCAUGAUGGUGAAGAAGACCCAUCGUAGCCUGCAAGUUGGAGGACCAGGAGACACAGCUGAGACAGCAACCCCACAUCCAGACACACCACUGUCCGCAGAUGAGUUCUGGGACUACGAACACCAGGUCGACCUGGAGGCCUUCAGCACCCCCAUGUUCUUCGAGGUUCUGCUGAAACACAGCGUGUCAGUCACAACCAGGCUGGGCCAGCUCAGGGCAGAGGUAAAGGAGUUGUACCAGGCUGUACAAGAAAGGUUCCUGGGGCUGCCACUGGACCAGAGAGCUGAUGGGGGUGCAGUCCCGCAUGGGUAUGAGGUGCUGCGUGCACAGGUUGAGCAGGAACGGAUGCGCCGGAAAGCACUGGCCACACAGCUGGGCCAGCUGCUGGACAGUCAGCUGCGCAUUCUGCAGGUGGAGACAAAUGCACAGCAGCAGGUUCAUGGGACCUUUGGGGCCUGGCUGAGAGAAGCUCUGAGGCUCCUGGACCAGGUCCCCGUAGAGGGCAGUCAGCUGGAUGAGGAGGUCCCUCAGCAGUAA